AGUCAUGUACAUUAGAUUCUGCAUGCGUGUGUGCAACCAAAAGAGCAGAGAAUGUGUCAUUAGGAUAAGAAGAAAAAAUAGCGAUUGAGGUGCUCAAAUGAGGUCAAGGGAGGUGGCAACUCGUAUCAAAAAACGUUUGCCUCCACCAUCCAGACACACCUUUAGAAGAAUAUGUACCUAAUUGCCGGAGAAACAGGUGUGUUUGUGAAAAGGUCUCUCCAAUGACCCCAACCACGAGAGAAAGCAAGGCUCUUUGAAACACUUCCAAGUUCCCAACUUCAUCUCUGAGUCACUUUUUUCAAGCCUUAGUUUGAGAAUCCAUUCCCGUGCUAGUAAAUCAAGUGUUUAUCACCUCGUCUCCGCGAAAACGUGGCCUCUCUUCAAUGUGAAUCGUGAUUAUUAGCUUUCUCGAUUGUUCGUGAUCAUUCAGUUCGUGUGGCAAAGUGUGCACCAUUAAAAAUGACGAUAUUGAAGCAUUUCUCCAUGAAGAUCCCUUGGGUGUUUGUGUACUCGGUGUUGUUAUGUGUGACAUGGAGUCGUGGUGAUAACAGUGAGAAUUCAGGGCCGCUUUUGCCCGCAGCCUUUCAGGCCAAGCUUCGCCCGCAAUGUCCGGGAUUCGAACCCACGAUCUUCGAGCAACGUAUUCCACAGGGACGGUAAAAUGCCACAACGAUGAAGUACACUAAAACCGAUCCUGCCAUUGAGACUCUGGAAAUGUGUGUUCAAUCAUGUUGUGAGGAUAGAGCUUGUAAUGUGGCGUUCAUGUAUGAGAAAGAUCAAUCGCUCACGUGUUUUAAGUUGGGUUGUGUCCAUGAUUCACUUUGCCUUCCAACCCUCAUGCCCAAUGCGACCAACACCAAGGCCAAGCGUCACACCAAGAUGGUUCUUAUCCGUCCUUUCGAGCACAAAGCUUGGAGCGAAGUCCAAAUCACCGCUCAAACGAAAUCUGAUCAAGGCCAAAGCCCAGGAGGGACCAUUUGUGAAGUUGGGUUGGAUCUAGAGGCGUCCAAGAGGACAAAUAAACCACCCACGGUGGUUCUCCAACCCUCGACCCAGCAGAUCAAUCUACCCACGUCCAAGGCCAUCAUUGAUGCGUCGGCUUCCGUUGACGAUGCCACGCCCAAAGAUCAAUUGGUGUUCAAAUGGGAGCUCAAGUCUGAACCCUUGGGCUACUCCAAAGAUCUCAAAGAGACGGGUCCUACACUCACUUUGGAUGACUUGAUCGCUGGCAACUACAUUAUUCAGGUCACUGUGACGGAUGGUGAUGGGGCCAAGAGCGUCGUGGCUGAAGCUACCAUUGAUGUUGUGCCCGAGACGGAUUAUCCACCCACGGCUAAUGCUGGAGAGGAUAUCAUCCUGUAUUUACCACAAAGAGAAGUGACUCUUUACGGAAACAAGAGCUCUGACGACCAUGGAAUCUCGAGUUGGGAGUGGACCCGCAAAACCGCCACGGGCACAGAGGAACUGGCUGCAGACACCCAAAACAUGAGAACUCCCCAAGCUACCAUUUCUAACUUGGAGGAGGGCACCUAUACUUUCGUCCUCAAGGUCACGGAUGCCAAAGGCCAGUUCUCACAAGACGAAGUGAACGUCUAUGUUAAGGCUCCUACCAAUUUACCGCCCACGGCAAAUGCGGGUCCUGAUCAAGAGAUAUCCCUGCCCAAGACUUGGGUGAUCCUGGAUGGGUCUGCUAGCAAGGACGACGUCCAAGUGACCAAAUACAAUUGGACCCAAAUUUCUGGACCAAACCAAGCCAGUUUUAUGACCAAUAACACGGGAAGUGCAAACGCCACGGGCUUGACGAGAGGGGUCUAUGUGUUUCAAUUGGAGGUGUCGGACGAGCGGAAUAACACCGAUCAAGCCCAAGUGACUGUAACCGUGAAUCAGGAUGCCAAUAGUGCACCCGUGGCCGAUGCAGGCGAGGAUUUUGCCGUGACCUUGCCCGUGAACUCGGUGUAUCUGAACGGCUCCCUCUCCAAAGAUGACUUGAAAGUGACCAAAUGGCUGUGGACACGGGCGCCGAAUUCGUUGGCUGCGGGCAAGAUCGUAGGCAACACGGAUGUGCAGCCCGCUUUGCUAAUUGCAGAUCUUGUUCCUGGACAGUAUACGUUCGAACUCCAGGUGUGGGACGAGCAAGGGAAAUCCUCGAGUGAUUCCGUGACUCUGACGGUGAAGGAGAACCCGGAGAAGAAAAACGUGGUCCAAGCCGUGUUCAAUGCCGACAUCGCCUCGCUCACUCAGACUCAAUUAAGCAAUCUCAUCCAGGGUUGGGUCUACUAUUGCAUAGCAGUGGGCAGUAUAAAGUCAAGUUGUUGGACAUUUUUCCGCAACAGGAUUCAAAUUAUGCUGUGAUUCAUUUUAUUGUGGUACGCUCUACGACGAGUAUUAACCCGGUGGGUUCCAGUCCAAGUGCCUCUAGCUCAUCCUCGUCGGCCCUCGAUUUGGCCUUGGACGAUGCGGCCGUGGCAUCCGGCAAGAAAGUGGUCAAGGAGCUCAAGUCAAAGUUGAAGGCUGAUUCCGGCCUGCUCAGCUUCAAAUUCCUGAGCUUGGACACUCUGAUUUGUCAGAACGAGUGCUCCGGCCACGGGAAGUGCCACCAAGCUACCCGGACCUGUGUCUGUGAGCCGUUUUGGGUGGAGAAUUUUGUCAGAACCAAACUCUUCAUCGCGGGAGAGUAAUUGUGAUUGGAGUGUAGUUUAUGUGGGCAUUUUUAUGGCUUUCUAAUUUGGCGCAUGGUUUGUGGAAUCUGCUAUCUGUCUUGUCUCAAGAAGAGGGGCCAAAACGUGAGUCCAAAGUUGGGACUCGCACCCGUGGAGCCCGCACUCGCCAAAGAUACUCCCGAUUGCAGCAAAGCGAACCCGGCAUUGAACUUAGAAAUGCCCAUACUUCGAGUAUCAUGAUCUCGGAGAGUGACUCAGAAGACGAGAUCAGCUUUGACAGCCCCAAGAUUUUGAAUGGCACCACUGUGAGGAAUGGUAAUACCACCAAAAGAAACGGAUUUGCACGGAGUCAAAAUGCGUAAAUUGAGCGGAAAAAUUAAUUACACAGACCCGCCACUAUUUUGACAAUGUCUCUCAAAACAUGCAAAUUGCGAUUAAAACGAGAGAUCUAGAGUGUGAUCUUCUAAAAAGUAA
Molecule: messenger RNA, 3134 nt
Organism: Tigriopus californicus
Lineage: Eukaryota; Metazoa; Arthropoda; Copepoda; Harpacticoida; Harpacticidae
Product: dyslexia-associated protein KIAA0319-like protein
Cellular component (GO): cytoplasmic vesicle; plasma membrane
Source: RefSeq, a predicted model, not a curated record